This is a messenger RNA of Nannizzia gypsea CBS 118893, 708 nucleotides long. RefSeq lists its product as hypothetical. The record is from RefSeq and is a predicted model, not a curated record. Bases 1 to 708 code for a protein of 235 amino acids. Lineage: Eukaryota; Fungi; Ascomycota; Eurotiomycetes; Onygenales; Arthrodermataceae. The transcript has 2 exons.
AUGUCGAGUGAAGGAGUCGAGGCGUCUGCGACUAACCAGACGAACCACGAUAGCAUUGCUUCGGCUCCGGUCGCAGAUGCACAGAUAACUUCUACCAGCACGGAUGCAGACAAGCCUGAGGCCACGGCUAAUGGUGACGAAAAGCCGGAGUCUGCUGAAAUUACCGAGAAGCCGGCGGUAGAAACAAAACCAGCCGCACCGGCCGAAGACAAGGCUGAUGAAGAAGCCAAAGAAGAGGCCAAGGGAGAGGCCAAAGAGGAAACAAUAGAAGAGACCAAAGAGCAACCUGAGGUCUCCAAGGAAGAGAAGGAAACUGGACAGAAGCGUGACCAUGCUGCCAUGUCUACUACCGAGCCCGCUGCAGCUACCACCGACUCCAAAGAGGAAAAUGAAGAGCCCAAGGCAGAGUCCAGCGAACCAGCCGAGAAGAAACAAAAGGUCGAGAAGACAGACGAGGCCGUCACUGCUGUUACUACUGCUCCUGCUGCUGACGCAACAGAGAACGGCAAUGUCAAUGGAAGCGCUGGCAACGACGCUGCGAAGAGAGGACCAGGCCGGCCCAAGAAGUCCGGCAGAGUCUCAGCAGCAUCCCAGAAGAAGAAGACGCCUACUCCACGCAGCUCCGACGGAGUUGGGAGCAGGUGUAUUUUUAUGCUCACCGGAAGUGAAAUGGCUCGUCACUUGCCUCAAUAUGAUGCCAGUAGAUAG